This is a messenger RNA of Gigantopelta aegis, 2189 nucleotides long. Its product is annotated as homeobox protein MSX-3-like. NCBI's taxonomy places the organism in Eukaryota, Metazoa, Mollusca, Gastropoda, Neomphalida, Peltospiridae. Gene Ontology annotation, biological process: regulation of transcription by RNA polymerase II; embryonic morphogenesis. The transcript has 3 exons. Gene Ontology annotation, molecular function: DNA-binding transcription factor activity, RNA polymerase II-specific; RNA polymerase II transcription regulatory region sequence-specific DNA binding. Gene Ontology annotation, cellular component: nucleus. The record is from RefSeq and is a predicted model, not a curated record. The coding region runs from base 653 to 1573 and encodes 306 amino acids.
AUACAAAAUAUGUCAUUUUAAAAAGUCGCACUUCAACAGGUAACCCAAAUGAUGACAGAUCGUUUGCCGGGGAUAAUUAUGUUUGUCGUAGUAGUAAGUAAUUGAUCGCCACUGUUGAGUUAAUUCGACUGCGAAGAAGACACAUUGUCUGGCGAAUCAAUUACUGCAGUCGUUGAACGGCCACUGUAUGUUACUUUUGAAAAGUCCUGACGUGCAUACAAAUGCAUUUCACGCCUAAAAUCGACCAAGCAGAAAAGCGCUAAUGUAAAGUGAUGCGGCCAAACUGUCUACAUCGUAUCGGAAGGCCCCGCAACUGUUUACAAAGAACGGUUUCCGAGACCGUCAAAUAGAGCCAUUCCGGUAAUCCACCGAUCCACGGAACGAGCGAAUAAAACAAGUUAAUGAAUAUUCAUAAGAUACGGAUACGCCGUUGUAAAAGGUAACGCCCUCACCUGUGACGUCACGGGACGGCCUAUCAGAGAAUAUCGUCUGCUGUUAAGAAUGAAUCGGUAUCACUUUCCAAGUGACAUGACCAUAGAAACAUUCUGAAGUGGUUCGUGUUUUUGUUGUGACGUUUUUUUUUUGGUAACAAAAGCAGUUACUGUUUUCUUUUUUUCAACUGUGAUUUCUUGGACGAUAAUAACUGGAUGUCAUGUUGCAGACAAGUUCCAACUCCGCGUUUAAGCCCUUGCCCUCGAGUCUUUCUCCGACCGUCGAUUUGCGUUUGUCGUCUGCGAAAUCGUGUAAAGACAACCCGGCAGACGGAUGCGUUUCUGCGUUAAGGGGUGAAUCAGCUAUGUCGAAAACUACCCCAGACACGGCACUGACGACGUCAUCACGGAGCCCAGACACCCACAACAACAACAACAACAACAACAGCAGCAGUGUCGCCGUCAUCGUCCCAGAAAGGGCGCACAGCACCAACAAACAGUCACCGGUUCGAUGUUCCUUCUCCAUGGACGAUAUUCUAGCGAAGCCGACGAAACGACCCUCGACUCCGGAAACCGAGACGUCUCCAGCCCCCUCUCCGACUCUCUCCUCCCCAGGGCAGUGUUCAGAAGGCAAGUGGCCCGGUAGUGUGGCCCCACCCGCCUUUCCCAGUUGGUUAUACACGCCUGGAUUCACACACGCUAACAAUGUUCCCACUGCACCCCGAAUUCCUCCAAAAGCUGUUGGUACUCUGCGCAAGCACAAACCUAACCGGAAGCCACGCACGCCGUUCACGACUUCUCAGUUGCUUUCACUGGAAAAGAAAUUUCGAGAAAAACAAUAUCUGUCCAUAGCGGAAAGAGCCGAGUUUUCGGCCUCGUUGAACUUGACGGAAACCCAGGUGAAGAUCUGGUUCCAGAAUCGGCGAGCGAAGUCAAAACGGUUACAGGAAGCAGAACUGGAGAAACUGCGCAUGCACUCAAAGACAAUGCUUCCGCCGAUUUUCGGCGUGACGCUUCCCCAAUCACCAUCCAGCAUUUUAUACAAUGGCGCCUUGAUGAGGUCGCCGUUUUUGCCCCAGACUUUUAUGCCGCCUCUUGCUAUGUACAGUGGUCUACAGCCAGGGUUACACCCCAUGCACUGAGACGGCUUGCAGUCUAUUUUUCAAGGGCAAAACGACAAUCAAUUAUUUAAGUGCAAUAUAUUGACUUAAUGGCUCAUGCAGAAAUAAAGGCCAUCUGUUCAGCGCCGCAGUGAAUCUUGAAGUAAUUUCAAGUGGACUUCGUUUAGUCAUUGUGGUGAAACUUCUAAACGGUAUAAUAUUCUCUACAGUAUGCUUGAACCCCGUGGCGAGGAAAUACCAACAGAGAGUUAUAAAAAAAAAAUCGACAAAUAAUCUUAAUGACUACUCUUCAGGCACCACUGGUUGACAAUAGCAAACAAUAAAAAGAGUAUUGUCAAGGGACGACAACUCUGGUCAAAAGAAAAGAAAAACAAUUGCCCCAGAGCUAGGUUAUCCAGUCCUCAAAAGUUCCUUACUGAGUCGUUUCAAAGGAAUGGAUUGAUGAAAACAAAGUUUGAGGAUGAACGACCCAAUUCGCGUCGCAUGUAGCCAACGACCAGAGACAUUUCGCAGUAUUAAAUUAAUUUUAUUUCCAUUGUAUGUCGUAUAUCAUUAUAUAUAUAUAUAUAUAUAUAUAUAAUAUUAUAUAUGUUUAAAGACUAUAAUAUAUGUGUUUCAGUAAAAUAUUUACAACAAA